Lolium perenne is the source of this 732-nucleotide messenger RNA. Lineage: Eukaryota; Viridiplantae; Streptophyta; Magnoliopsida; Poales; Poaceae. The record is from RefSeq and is a predicted model, not a curated record.
AUGACAAACAGCACCUCGGCGAUGCCUUCAAAAAGGGAGCGGCGCCCGAAGCCGCCGCCAUCGCCGGCCUCGGCCAGCUGCCGGCCGGCCAGCCACCGAGGACAAGGCAUUAGCCCGGAACCUGUCGCGACAUCCUGCAUCGUGCUCAAGGCCGGACAUCCUCCAUCCCUCAACCCCCCGUCUUCAACACGGCCGCCACAUCCAUCCCGGCGCUGGGCAGCACCGCCAGCCGGCCAACACGCGCGGCCAGAGCAGCAACGCGCCCCUCGCGGCCCGGAGGCAGCACCUCGACGUCGCGAGGCCGUCCACCGUGCCCCGGACACGGCGCCCUGCCGUCACGCCCGCCCUCAGCUGCACAGCCGCGCCGCCCCUAGCAGCCCAGAUCGGGCCCGGAUGGGCCGCUCCGCCCGCCGGCCCCUUCGGCUGCGCCACGACCGCGCCGCUGCAGCCCGCCGCGCCCAGCCGCCGAGGCCGCCUCCUGCGCUGCGCUGCGCCGUCCAAACGGCCGCCUCGACAAGCGCCCACCACCGUCUGUCCGGGGGCCGCCGCCCCGGCGUCCGAGCUCCGCCGCACGCUGCGACCGGAGGAACCCCGCCACCCUUUGGGAACGGGGCCCGCCGCCACCGCGGCAAGGGCCGGCGGCAGCGGCGGCAGGGAGGAUGGGCAGAGAGGCCGGCGGCGGGGGGCGCAAGGGUUUCCCCGAACCGCCAGAGGAGGGCCGGGGCAAAAUAA